Molecule: messenger RNA, 2852 nt
Organism: Dendrobium catenatum
Lineage: Eukaryota; Viridiplantae; Streptophyta; Magnoliopsida; Asparagales; Orchidaceae
Product: WD repeat-containing protein 48
Exons: 20
Coding region: 349-2631 (760 amino acids)
Biological process (GO): double-strand break repair via homologous recombination; protein deubiquitination
Molecular function (GO): ubiquitin binding
Source: RefSeq, a predicted model, not a curated record
CCCGUAAGGUAGAGCUUCCCCUUCGGCUUCGCUGGUCCGCUCCGGGUCGCGUGAGAUAGAGCUUCGAACGAGUCCUUGCCAUUGUCUGUCAAGCGUCUGCUUUUCCUCUUCUAGAUUUAUUCGUUGAUGUUCUGCUUCGCGUGAAGUAGAGUUCUCAAAUAGUCGACGUUUCUUCUCCUCCUCCUCCGUCGUUGUUACUGUCGGAUCGGAAGCCGCGCCGGGAGCUCGCCGCGAAGGAGUUACAUGAUCUUGAGAAGAAAUGAGAAAUGCAAGCAAAUAUUGAAAGAUACCUUAAGAAAUAUUGUGGCCAUUUGAAUUAUUCAGAUCACUAAAUUUGGAACUCUUAUAAUGCAUCGUGUGGCUAGUGCUGGUAACACGUCUAAUUCAACUCGACCUCGGAAGGAGAAACGGUUAACGUAUGUGUUGAAGGAUACAGAUGACACAAAGCAUUGUGCAGGCAUUAAUUGCUUGUCUGUUUUAAAAUCUUCAUCUAGUAGCUGUGAUUAUCUUUUUACUGGAAGUAGAGAUGGAACAUUAAAAAGGUGGGCCAUAGCAGAUGAUCAGGCUAGCUGCUUUGCAACAUAUGAGUCACAUGUUGAUUGGGUUAAUGAUGUAGUUCUUGCUGGUAACACCCUAGUUUCAUGUUCCUCAGAUACAACUGUCAAGGUCUGGAAUAGUUUGUCGGAUGGUGUUUGCACCCGAACCCUUCGUCAGCAUUCUGAUUAUGUUACCUGCCUUGCUGCUGCUGAAAAGAAUAGCAAUGUUGUUUCUUCUGGGGGACUUGGUGGGGAGGUUUUUAUAUGGGACAUUGAAGCAGCAGUUCUUCCGGUUGCCAAAUCUACUGAUGUUAUGGAUGAUGAAGGCUCCAAUAAACUGAUUAAUUCAGGAAACUUUGGACUUCCCAUGACAAGUUUACGUUCAGUUACAUCAAGUAACAUGUCUGUGAAUAACGCACAAUCACAUGGUUACAAUCCUACUGCAGCCAAAGGCCAUAAAGAGUCUGUAUAUGCCCUAGCGAUGAAUGAUAGUGGAACUUUACUUGUUUCUGGAGGAACUGAGAAGGUCAUUCGUGUUUGGGACCCCAGAACUGGUUCAAAGAAUAUGAAGCUAAGAGGGCAUACUGAUAAUAUUAGAGCUUUGUUACUUGAUUCUACUGGAAGGUUUUGCUUGUCUGGAUCCUCUGAUUCCAUGAUACGGUUGUGGGAUCUUGGUCAGCAACGCUGUGUGCAUUCUUAUUCCGUGCAUACAGAUUCAGUCUGGGCACUUGCCAGCACACCAUCUUUUUCUCAUGUUUACAGUGGUGGGAGGGAUCUUUCUUUAUACCUUACAGACUUGUCAACUAGAGAGAGUAUUCUGUUAUGUACAAAUGAACAGCCGGUUCUGCAACUAGCUUUGCAAGAUGAUGGCAUAUGGGUCGCAACAACUGACUCAUCAGUUCAUAGAUGGCCAGCUGAAGGAAGUCACCCUCAAAAAGUUUUUCAAAGAGGUGGUUCGUUCUUAGCAGGAAAUUUGUCAUUUUCAAGGGCAAGAGCUGUUUUAGAAGGAUCAACUCCCGCUCCAGUCUACAAAGAACCGUCAUUUACUAUACCGGGCAUUCCAGCAAUUGUGCAGCAUGAAAUUUUGAAUAAUAGAAGACAGGUUCUAACUAAGGAUACAGCAGGUUCAGUAAAAUUGUGGGAGAUCACCAGGGGAGUCGUGAUUGAGGACUAUGGCAAGAUUUCGUUCGAGGAUAAGAAAAAAGAACUGUUUGAAAUGGUGAGCAUCCCUACUUGGUUUACCAUGGAUACCCGGCUUGGUAGCCUGUCAAUCCACUUGGACACUCCUCAAUGUUUUUCAGCAGAGAUGUAUGCUGCUGACUUGAAUAUUUCAGGAGCACCUGAAGAUCUUAAGAUUAAUCUAGCUCAAGAGACUCUUCGAGGUUUGUUAGCACACUGGAUCUCUAAAAGAAGGCAACGGUCUGGGUCACAAACCUUUAACUGUGAUGGGAUACCAGGGAGGGACCUGCCUAGCAGAAGCAUCUCGCAUUCAAGGGUUGAUGCUGAUGAUAGUACAGAAAAUCACCAUCUUGUGCUCCCUGCAUUUGAAUUUUCUACUGUUUCUCCUCCUUCCAUUAUAACUGAGGACUCACAAGGAUGCUCUUGGAGGAAGAAAAUUACAGAGCUCGAUGGAUCACAAGAUGAGAAGGAUAUUCCCUGGUGGUGCUUAGACUGUGUGUUGAAUGGACGUAUAACGCCGAAAGAAUCUACGAAGUGUAGCUUUUACUUGCAUCCUUGUGAAGGCUCAAACGUGCAAGUCCUCACACAAGGAAAAUUGAGUGCUCCAAGGAUAUUGCGUGUACACAAAGUAGUUAACUAUGUUAUUGAGAAAAUGGUUCUUGAUAAACCACUUGAAGGUGGCAAUCCAGAUGGACAAUUUGGUCUGGUUCCAGGCCCUGGACAAUCCCAGCUUGGAUCCCUUGGUGACAGUUCCUUACGUGCGCUCAAGUCAUGGCAGAAGAGAAAACCUUCUAUUGAGAUCCUGUGUAAUAACCAGGUCUUAUCACCAGAUAUGAGUCUCGCAACUGUGAGAGCCUACAUAUGGAAGAAGUCAGAAGAUUUGGUGCUUAACUACCGCGUAGUACAGAAUAGAUGAUUAAUCUAAGGUUUUUGUCUGUAAAGGGACUUCCAGCUUGUAAGGUGGGGAGCUUGUUUCAGCUUUGUUGUAUAAUACCUAAUGAUUUUUGUGUUCACCUGCUGGUUGCCACUGAACUACUCUUGUCGAUCGAAGUGAUCUUUUUCACGGCACAAAUAAACAAUUUUUCAUUACAUUUCAAGUGCUCUGUUUAUGCUGUUAAGUAUUAUUUUAUCUGUUAA